Molecule: messenger RNA, 2723 nt
Organism: Podarcis raffonei (Aeolian wall lizard)
Lineage: Eukaryota; Metazoa; Chordata; Lepidosauria; Squamata; Lacertidae
Gene: WWOX
Product: WW domain containing oxidoreductase
Exons: 9
Coding region: 150-1394 (414 amino acids)
Biological process (GO): hippo signaling; positive regulation of transcription by RNA polymerase II
Cellular component (GO): cytoplasm; nucleus
Molecular function (GO): transcription coactivator activity; protein binding
Source: RefSeq, a predicted model, not a curated record
CCCAACAACUCCCCCCGCCCCAAAAAUCUGAAACCUGCUUGCAAGAAGCUCCGUCUCUGUGCGGGGAGGGGGAAGAGGAGGCGGGCGAUAAUUGAAGCGGGAGGGUGGCGUUUCUGAGGAGAACCUUCCUGGGACCGUCGCGAGAUACUAUGGCGGCGCUGAAGUACGCGGGGCUGGACGACACCGACAGCGACGAGGAGCUGCCCCCCGGCUGGGAGGAGAGGACCACCAAGGAUGGCUGGGUCUACUAUGCCAAUCACCUGGAAGAAAGAACUCAGUGGGAUCAUCCGAAAUCUGGGAAACGGAAACGAGUUGCAGGAGAUUUGCCGUAUGGAUGGGAGCAAGAAACAGAUGAAAAUGGACAAGUCUACUUUGUUGACCACAUAAAUAAAAGGACAACAUACCUUGACCCAAGACUAGCAUUUACCGUAGAAGAUAAUCCAAUGAAACCCAAUGCCAAGCAGAAGUAUGAUGGAAACACCACUGCAAUGGAAAUCCUUCAGGGUCGUGAUAUGAGUGGAAAAGUGGUCAUAGUCACUGGAGCAAAUUCAGGAAUAGGCUUUGAAACAGCCAAGUCCUUUGCGCUACAUGGUGCACAUGUCAUCCUUGCCUGCCGAAAUACGUUAAGAGCUAAUGACGCUGUCCAACGCAUCAUGGAAGAAUGGCACAAAGCCAAAGUAGAAGCAAUAACCUUAGACCUUGCAUCUCUUCAAAGUGUACAGGAGUUUGUUGAAGCAUUCAAAUCCAAGCAUGUGUCUCUCCAUGUGCUGAUCUGCAAUGCUGCUACUUUUUUGGCUCCUUGGCAACUGACUGAAGAUGGUCUGGAGUCCACCUUCCAGGUUAAUCACUUGGGACACUUCUAUCUCAUUCAGCUUCUUGAAGAUGUCCUCCGUCGCUCAGUUCCUGCAAGAGUUGUGAUGGUUUCCUCAGAAUCACAUAGGUUCACGGAUAUUAAAGACAACUCAGGAAAACUUGACUUCAACUCGCUCUCUCCAUCAAAGAAGGAAUACUGGUCUAUGCUGGCCUACAACCGGUCUAAGUUGUGCAAUAUUCUUUUAUCCAAUGAGCUGAACCGCCGCCUUUCUCCCCAUGGGGUGACAUCAAAUGCAGUGCAUCCUGGAAAUAUGAUGUACACAUCCAUUCAUCACAACUGGUGGCUGUUUACCCUGCUGUUUACCUUGGCUCGCCCUUUCACUAAAUCCAUGCAACAAGGAGCGGCCACGACUGUCUACUGUGCUGUUGCCCCAGAACUGGAAGGCCUGGGAGGGAUGUACUUCAACAACUGCUGCCGUUGCCUGCCAUCGCAAGAGGCGCAGAAUGAAAUGACUGCAGCAGCCUUGUGGGAGCUCAGCGAGAAGCUGAUCCAAGAACGAAUUGGCAGGCAGGGCAAGUAGUGGGCAGCUCCUGGAAAGAUCAAAACCCAAGCAGAGAGAGAGAGAGAUGCUGGGGGGGGGGGGCUGCCAGUGCUGGAAUCUUUCCAAUCCUAUCAUCUAGAAGGUUACAAAUACAGAUUAGCUAGUGUUAAACGAAAUGAUAGCCAUCAUGACAUUGUGAAAAGCAUUAAAGACAGGAGGGAGAUGGCCAACAAGGCAGGGUUAUCAGACAAUAUAAUUUCCCCAGGCUUAGUUCUCUUUGAUUAUGUUCUGCCAUUUCUUUUUUAAUUAUGCUCUUUGCUCACAAUGUGUCCCAAAGUAAAGCCAGAAAACCAUUUCCCAUGCUGUUUUUCUUUUAAGCUGGGCAGCACAUUGCAUUUUUUAGGCAUGUGCCCCCUUCUCUCUUUUCAUCAUACACCUAGAAAAGUAGCAUGUGAACAUGCUCAGCUUGUGUUUCCUACAGGGAUGCCCUCACAAGGGAGUUGUCUUCUCCUUGCUGCAUGUACAGUUUGGCAGGCGAAGCAGGGGGCUGCCUCUCUGAAAUCAAAAUGGUGUUUGGGUUUCCCCCAUCCAUUUGCGAACAGCACCCAGCAAACUUUAUGGGAUUUGAGUUUGCAAUUAGGGCUUACUCUCCGAGGAGGGCAUCCCCUUUGCCAGUCUCACUUCUGGCUUGUUAACAUUUUGUAAAACAACCCAAAAUCUUAAAUAACCAAGAAAACUCCUUGGCUGCAAAUAAGAACUAGCUUGCCUAAAAAGAGAAGGUGCCCCAAAGUCCAGGUUGCUCCCCUUCUAAUUAAAUAUAUUGCAGAAUAUCCAUAAAAUAUGAUAUUAAAAGAUACAUUUGCAAACCAUUCUCUAAAUACUGUGGGGGGGUAAUGUCUCUUUAUAAACACACAGGGUGUGACCAACUGGAGGGACUGAAAAGUUUUUUCCAUCCAUAUCUCAGAUCAGAGUUUUAAGGAGGGUUGGAGGAUACCAACUAUUGCCAGUGUCUCAGUUCUCCCAGCACCAUGCUCUGUUCAGUAUUUCCCCCCCAAUUUAAAUGUAAUAAAAGAACAUGCUUGAAUAUUGUCACCUGAAGAGCAAGUCUGGUUCCUGUGAAUGUCUUUAGUUCCUUUUGCUUUUUUUUUUUUAAGAAAAGAAAACUUGAGGAAAAAUAAAGAACUCUUCAAUGCCAUGAAAAUGCCAUUUUUGUUCUUGUUUCGUUCCGAGUUCAUUUGUCUGUGGGGAUUUUUUAAAUUUUUCUUCUUUUUGUGCUUUGUAGCUUAUCUUCAUGCCAGAAAUUGUUGUAAGCCAUCUGCAACCCAGCAUCAGGUUUUCUGUAAACAAAUAAACACAAAAUGGUUACUU